GCAAAAAAAAAAUCAGCUUACUCUCCUGUAGAGGUAAACAAUGGCUUCAACUGGUGUAUAUAACAGCCUUUUAUACAAAAGUAGAGCAUCUUCUUUGAUGGGUAUCUCUUCUUUUCCUUUGAUGGAACCAAGAAUCAGACCAGAAAUAACCUAUUCCCAGAGACAUCUCAGAGUAGGAACUUCCCCUUUAUUGAGGAAUGUAUCCUACAACAUGGGCAUGAAGAAAGUUCCACUUAUGAUCACCAGAGCCAGCUCAAAACCGAGUGAAAACAGCGAAGGAGCUCUUGGCCAGAAUAAGGCAAGUUUUGUGCUUGCAUUCUCUUUUCUGAAUUAUGCACAUGAUGCUGCUGUUCUGAUUGUUACGUCAUCAGCUCAUAUAACUUCUUCCUUUUUAUUUAUUACUCCUGCAAUGACGAAGAAACUUUCUAAUCAUCUUCAUUUAACAAUGUCCUCCACGUUGAAUUGUAAUUUAGAGCUAGAGUAA
Lycium ferocissimum is the source of this 484-nucleotide messenger RNA. RefSeq lists its product as uncharacterized. Bases 41 to 484 code for a protein of 147 amino acids. The transcript is spliced from 2 exons. The record is from RefSeq and is a predicted model, not a curated record. Lineage: Eukaryota; Viridiplantae; Streptophyta; Magnoliopsida; Solanales; Solanaceae.